Messenger RNA from Cebus imitator (Panamanian white-faced capuchin), 1679 nucleotides. It is a transcript of the gene CUNH1orf174, whose product is annotated as chromosome unknown C1orf174 homolog. NCBI's taxonomy places the organism in Eukaryota, Metazoa, Chordata, Mammalia, Primates, Cebidae. The record is from RefSeq and is a predicted model, not a curated record. Bases 118 to 855 code for a protein of 245 amino acids. The transcript has 4 exons.
CUGUGAUUGGCUGUGUUGACGUCGGUGGCCGCCGCGGCGCGCUCUGCGGACUGCGCUUCGCUGUUCAGCCGGGACGCGUUGGGCCGGGGGCGCGGGACUUGGCGGCGGUGCUCACUCAUGAGGAGCCGGAAGCUCACAGGUGGAGUGCGGUCUUCAGCACGCCUGAAAGCCCGAAAUUGUUCAGCAACCGGGUUGGCCUCUGCCCAGGAAGUCGCUGGUUCCACGUCUGCCAAGACAGCAUGUCUGACUUCCUCAUCCCACAAAGCCACAGACAGGCGAAUGUCCAAGAAGUUCAAGUGUGACAAAGGUCAUCUUGUGAAGUCAGAAUUACAGAAGCUUGUCCCUAAGAAUGACAGUGCUUCUUUGCCAAAAGUGACACCAGAGACCCCUUGUGAAGAUGAGUUUGCUGAAGGCAGGGCCUUGCUUCCAGGAGGUGAGGCUGGAGUUUCUGUGCAGCAGGAGGCUGCAAGUCUGCCCCUCGGUGGCUGCAGAGCUGUGAGUGACUCUCGCUUAGCAAAGACUGAUGGUGGCCUGUCCCUGCCGAAACACAGUGCCGGGGUAGGGGCAGAAGAAUCCAACAGCAGCUCCACUGUGCAGAAGCAGAAUGAGUCAGGGCUGGAGGCAGAGGACAUGAAGAAGCCACCACUUCAGAUGGACAACAGCAUCUUCCUAGAUGACGACAGCAAUCAGCCAAUGCCCGUGAGCCGCUUCUUUGGAAACGUCGAACUCAUGCAGGACCUCCCACCUGCGUCUUCAUCUUGUCCUUCAAUGAGCAGACGAGAGUUCAGAAAAAUGCAUUUCAGAGCCAAAGACGAUGAAGAUGAUGAUGAUGAUGAUGAUGAUGCAGAGAUGUAGAGGCUUUACAAGAUGAUGUCUUUGCGUGUUUAGUACCAUUAACCGUUUGACAAUUUAGCACGUUACUAGAUUUAUAUAAAAUGUAUCUCCAAGAGAAUGUCUUCUUGAUCACACUUCAGAACUAACCCAUCACAGUCAGUAGUGCAAAGCACCAAAUGCUUGUGGAAGAUGCACUCAUGGGAGCUAACACUAAAACAGUCUUUGAAAUUGCAAAGCUGCUGUACUGUGCCAGUGGCCUUUCUUUGUUGUUGUUGUUUUUUUUUUUUUUGAGAUGAAGUUUCUCUCUCCGUCUUGCUCUGUCGCCAGGCUGGAGUGCGGUGGCUCGAUCUCGGCUCACUGCAGCUUCCGCCUCCCGGGUUAAAGCGAUUCUCUUGCCUCAGCCUCCCUAGUAGCUAGGAUUACAGGCAUGUGCCACCAUGCCCAGCUAGUUUUUGUAUUAUUAGUAGAGACAGGGUUUUACCAUGUCGGCCAGGCUGGUCUCGAACUCCUGACCUCAGGUAAUACACCUGCCUCGGCCUCCCAAAGUGCUGGGAUUACAGGCAUGAGCCACCGCACCCGGCCAGUGUCCUUUCUUACCCACGUGCAUACAUGAGGGCUUGAGUCAGCUGCAGGGCAGGGGCUCACUGAGAGGGAUCUUUGUAAAGACAGCUCUUCACUUCAGCUCGGUAGCUUUAGUUUGUUUUCCGUUGUCAUAAUUUGAUCAUUCUUGUGAUGAAUCAAAUGCUAGUUCUUAAAGAACUCUUUUAUUUCUAUAUGUGGAGCUAAUGUUUACCUUGGAAAUUUUGCAAAAUACAUGUAAAAAAGAAAUAAAAUAUAUUUUGAAA